AUGGAUGAAUCACGAUCAUCACAACCACAAAAAAGAGAAAUUGCUGAAGUUUCGAAAAAAUGGAAAAAAAUACAAGCAAUGAUACCGGAUGUGAUUGAGUACGGUGUUGCAAAUGGAAUUAUUGUGAAACGUCGAGAUAAGAAUGAUGUUAAUGGAUUUAGUUUGACAAAUUUGAUAAAAGCAGCUGAAAUUGACGGUGGUCAAAAUGAUAAACGAAUUCAUCUCAGUGAUACACGAAUUCAUCUUCCAACUAAUGAUAUUACUCUAAUGCAUUCUGCGAUACCAUUUCUUCCGCUACCAGCUGCUGUAUUUUGUGCUAUAAUUAAUAUUAUUAUACCUGGCUUAGGCACAAUAAUGAGUGGAUUUUUUGCUUUAUGUGUUGGACAAACACGUGUGAAUUAUCGUGAGGGUCAAAAGCUGAUGACCAUACUGAUUAAUUCAUUGAUUGGUAUUGGUCAAUUCUUCACGAUAACAUUCUUGUUUGUCGGAUGGUUUUGGUCAAUGGCUUGGGGCGUACAGUAUCGUGAUGCAUUACGUCAACGUCGUCAAGAAGUAAUCGCAACAGCAGCAUUGGAAGCACUGACUCGAGAUUCAAUUUUACAUCGUCGUGAUGUGAAAACAUUAGUUACCGAACAUAAGGAAAAAACUGAAACCAAAAAGGAUGGAGGACAAAGUGUACAGGUCACCGUUACCUGA
Molecule: messenger RNA, 696 nt
Organism: Acanthocheilonema viteae
Lineage: Eukaryota; Metazoa; Nematoda; Chromadorea; Rhabditida; Onchocercidae
Source: the annotation of a GenBank genome assembly